GUAGGUUGAAUCAGUCAGUAACAGCUGUUGACAAGAGCCGUUUCGUUCAUAUAAACACAGCCGGUCUCAUUUUUGUGUUUAGACACUGUUUUUAUUAGCCUUUUCUGCCUCAUGGUAGAUUGUUUUAGUUGACUUUCGGCAUUUUGUACUUAAAUGGGAUGAGAAAACACAAGAGGAAGAAACAAAUCGGUGCAGUUGGGGGCAAUGAGAAUGGAUUUGUUACAAGAGAAUCGGAUGGUGGAAGAAAACAUAAGCUGACCGUCAUUCAUCAGGCUUUGAUAAGAGAUCCGGUGGACAUUGAGGCGCUGAGGAGAGCUGCAGCCGGUAACGGAGGCUUACUCACCGAUGAGCUAAGGAGAAAAGUGUGGCCUAAAUUACUGAACAUAAACGUGUACAACCUACCACCCAAACCUGGUCGAGAAGUGAGGGAGAACCACAAGGACUACAAUCAAGUUGUCCUGGAUGUCAGAAGGUCCAUGAAGCGAUUUCCUAAAGGUAUGCCAGCCUCAGAGCGAGCCGUUCUGCAGGAGCAGCUGAUCAACAUCAUCCUGGAGGUGCUGAAGCGAAACCCGCAGCUCCACUACUACCAGGGCUACCAUGACGUGGCUGUGACUCUGCUGCUGGUGGUUGGGGAGCGCAUGUCCAUUGCCAUGCUGGACACUUUGUCCAAUUUUCAUCUCAGGGAUUUCAUGGAUCCGACCAUGGACAGCACCAAACACAUUUUAAACUAUCUUAUGCCCAUAUUGGAACAAGUUGAUGCAGAGCUACACGACUUUAUGAUCAGAGCGGAGGUCGGAACCAUCUUUGCUCUCUCCUGGCUCAUCACGUGGUACGGCCACGUCCUGUCAGAGUUCAGACACACGCUGAGGCUGUACGACUUCUUCCUGGCCUCCCAUCCACUGAUGCCCAUCUACCUUGCUGCUACGAUUGUGUUGCACAGAGAGAAGGAGGUGAAGCAAACCGAAUGCGACAUGGCUAUGGUGCACCACCUGCUCUCCCACAUCCCCCAGGACCUCCCGUAUGAACUCCUGAUCUGCCAGGCGCAGGACCUGUUCGAACAGUUCCCUCCAUCGCUGCUGGCCAAGCGGGCUGCACUGCAGUCUCGCAAGAGGCCUGGAGGCUUCCCCGCCUGCAGCCCGAGGCCAGCUGUGGAGGGAGGGGAACAGGAUGAUGAAGAUGGCAGUGUGGGGGCUGUCCGCUACGCUAGGGGCCGCCGUGUUCGCCGUGGCUCAGACCGCCAUGGACUGGGGACCCGACUUGAUACUUCAGCUGUUCUGAUGAGGCCGAUGGGAACAGGACAGGAACCCUUAAUCAAACCCAAAAGCUUCUGUAAUACCUCGAAAAGACUGACAUUGACGACUUGGAGAUCAAAUCUGCUACAGAAGGAGGUAUUUUGGUGCCAAAAAGGUUAUUUUCACUUUUCUGCAAAGAAUCCCAAACAUUUUGGUCAAUUUACAUCCAUUUUGUCAGAGAUGAGACAUGAAACAAGAGUAUAGACUGAAGGAAAUGGCAUUAAGUAAGAAAAAGUGGGCAUAAAAACAUGCAAACUAAUCACAUAGUUCUGCAAUAGGGUUUGAAAAUGCAUGUAAGACACUGACAUCCUGCUGAUAAAGGCUCCUUCUGUAUGCCUCGCUUUUAUCUUUUGCUUUGAAGCGGAUUAUUUCAUUGAUGAACUCAGCGUGUCACAUCUGUUUCAGUGAAGACUCUCGUUUCGCUUGCUGGAUCCUCAGCUUUAUAUAUCAAAAAGCCAAAAGUGCCCAAAGCCAGCACCACGACACACAAACACAAAUUAUUAAAGAGCGGUGUUUUCUGCUGAAAGCCUCUAGUUAUGAGUGAAGGAGGAGGGUUAGUGCUGGAAUUUUUUUUUCUUCUUUUUUUUUUCUGCCUGUAAGCCUUGUAAUAAUUGCUCUUCUGCAGGUGUCAGCGAGUAACAUUUACACUGGAGCUCAACACACAAAAACAAGCUGUUACACCCCCCUCCUCCUACCCUCAAAAACAUGAUCAUUAGAUGCGGUUGGCACAGAUUUCAGGCACUCGUGCUUUUUCACGUGCAUUGUAAUUUAUUUUUUUUUUAGAUUUUAGGAAAUUUCCAAUAUUUUGGUGCUGUUUUUCCCCUCCCACAGACCAACUGCUGCAGAAUGAGUAAGGGGAAGACACCACUAGUUUUUUGUGUUCUUAAAAUAUUUAGCAGGUUUGGGCCUAACUCCAGCCUGAACGGCCGGCAACAGUGCAUGAAUUCCCCCAAUGUGCUUUAUUUGAUAGAUUUUAAAGAUUUUUACGCAAGAAAAAAAAAAAAUUCCUAGAUUGCAUCAUUACUGCUUUAUAUUUAUUAUUAUCAAACACAGAAAGUGAAAUUUCCACUUGAGCUCCGACCAGCUGUCAGGGGCUUUGUGGUGUUUUCCAGCACUUGCUUUUUCUGUAACUUUUCUUCUGAAAUAUUUAUCGGUUUGUACUUGUAGCUAAGUUGCUGCUGCUGCUGUAAAUGUAACACUCACCCCUCUCCACAUGCUCUCUCAUCUAUAAAUGUGUCACAUGUUCGCAUGGCUCGUUGGGCGGUCCGUCCUGUUGAUUUCUGUUGCUUUGCAGCUUAUUAAAUCGCCCAUGCACCGUCCGAAUUAAAGAAGAACACCAACAGCUGGUUUCCACCCUCAGAAAUUCAACCUGGAGACUCAAAAUCCCAGCUUUUAUCGCUGGAAAUAGUCGGUAAAUCAAUAAAGUGUUAUUGCAACAUCUCUGCUGAGCCAAAAGCUAGUUAGGACUCUUGUUUAUCAGAUGGUAAUUGAACUUUGUGUCCCAGAGAACAGAGAAAAUGUCAGCUUUAUUAAUUAACAGGCCAGUUUGUUCUUUUCUUCUGAGGCAACUUUUCUUAGUUGAACUUUUUAGUUCACUCAGUCCCUCAUUGUUGGCUGGAAGGAAUCCAUAAUAUUUUUUUUAUAUAUUUUAUUGAAAAUAUUCCAAUAAAUUACCUCUUUUGGAUGUAUAUUUGGUCAUGUUAAAUUAAAUAAGUUUUGCACGUAUAAAUUUUAUUUUUGGGAUGUCUCUGUGAUAUCAGGUCUGGUACUGACUUGUGAAGGCUUUUAGUACUCACGAUUUUUCGGGUUUGAAGAUGUUACUUAAAAUAAAUAUGUUUUGUGUGAAAUUGGGUAA
Messenger RNA from Xiphophorus hellerii (green swordtail), 3147 nucleotides. RefSeq names its product TBC1 domain family member 20. Gene Ontology annotation, molecular function: GTPase activator activity. The record is from RefSeq and is a predicted model, not a curated record. The coding region runs from base 159 to 1496 and encodes 445 amino acids. Gene Ontology annotation, cellular component: endoplasmic reticulum membrane. NCBI's taxonomy places the organism in Eukaryota, Metazoa, Chordata, Actinopteri, Cyprinodontiformes, Poeciliidae. Gene Ontology annotation, biological process: endoplasmic reticulum to Golgi vesicle-mediated transport; positive regulation of GTPase activity. The transcript is spliced from 9 exons.